CGCUUCCUGCCCUCGCCCCGAAGCCAGAGACGAACCUCCCUCCGGCAGCACAGCUCGGCUGCUCAAGCCUUUCUCCAGCGCGGCCCAGAAAACCUCCCGGUUCUGACCCGCUCCGGACCCGAUCUCUGACCCCCGCAGGGUGUGAAGAACCAACAGACGGCUGCCGGCGGAAGAGGCCAGAACCCAGGAUGAACAAGAAAGCCAUCUUCUGUCUGUCCUUCCUCCUCCUCAUGGCCGCCCAGAGCCAGAGUAAAGAGCUGGUGGAGUUCUGGAAAACUUCAGUCACCCUGUCCUGUCCAGAAGAUUCAGACUCUCCAGACAGUUAUACCUGGAAAAAAGAUGGCAACAAAAAAGAUAAUAAAGACCAAAACUAUAGGAUUGAGAAUUUCUCCAGCAAUGACGAAGGACUGUAUUCCUGUAUCCCAGAAUCUAAAAGUGCUUACUAUAUUUAUGUCAAGGGAAAGGUGUGUGAGAACUGCUACGAGCUGGAGAUUCAGACGGUGGCUGGUCUGAUACUGGGGGACCUCCUCGUGACGGGAGGAGUGGUCAUCAUCGUCUACUACUGGGCCCAGAGGAAGUCAGGGUCAGCACCUCUUGCCCCAGCGUCUCGCCCAGGGCGUCCUGAUCGCCCCCCACCGGUGCCCAACCCCGACUAUGAGCCUCUCCGGGCCGGCGCCCAGGACUUCUACAGUGGACUCCAAAAGAACCACUAAGAUCUUCCUCCCAGUCCGACCGCAGCCUUCCCAGUUCGCUCCUCCCGGUCUCCGCCCCUCCUCCCGAAACCAAGAGCCGACAGCCCGUCCUUCGGCGGUCCAAGGUCAACCCGCCGCCCGGUGAAAGAGACUCCAGUGGUGACACCUCCACGAAGUCUCCGCGUCUCUCUCCAUCUCUCUCUCUCUCUGCGCCGCUUCCGAGAAACAGCGAAACGCCGUCUGUCGCUCCCGUCCUCCGGCCGGGGUCUCGCCUGACAUCUGCGGGGCAGGGGGGUCGGGAAAGGCCGAGGAGACCACCGGCUGCUGGGGCAGGACCUCAUGCGUUCGAGGCGGCCUCUUGGCUGACGGUUGAUUUAUUUCAGCCAGCGGUCGCCUGAAGGAGACGGCGUCUGUUCGCAGUCCGAUAAACAAGCCUGCUUGUCCCAGCCGAGGAGUUCGGGGCCUGUCUACUGACACAGCGACUUCAGUCUGAUACAAGCGAUGUCUGUCACAACUAUUUCGUUAAGUAUUUCGAAACCCUUUGGAUAUGUGUUAUACUGUACUUUGGGCUGGGAGGUUUUAUAUAGUAUUACCCUUUACAGUGAGUGCAAUGAGUUUUUUUUUAAAACCUGGUUUCACGCAGUAUGUAUAUACAGCACGUGCUCGUUUCUAUCAAAUAACUUCAGGCAGAAGCUCCGCUUGAGCUUUUAAAUCUAAAUGACAAUUUUGUUUUCACCUUUCUUUGGCUGUGUCAAUUGUUUUACACCAUUUAAAGAAAUCUUUUCUUUUUUUACAAUACCUUAGCAUACAGUAUGUGUUGUAAAUUGGGCUAACAGUUUUAUUAAAGUAAUUCAU
Messenger RNA from Lepisosteus oculatus (spotted gar), 1547 nucleotides. RefSeq names its product T-cell surface glycoprotein CD3 epsilon chain-like. Lineage: Eukaryota; Metazoa; Chordata; Actinopteri; Semionotiformes; Lepisosteidae. Gene Ontology annotation, molecular function: transmembrane signaling receptor activity. The record is from RefSeq and is a predicted model, not a curated record. Gene Ontology annotation, biological process: positive thymic T cell selection; cell surface receptor signaling pathway. Gene Ontology annotation, cellular component: alpha-beta T cell receptor complex; external side of plasma membrane.